AUGCAGCUGACACGCUCCCUCACCUUCAUCCUCCUGGGGCUUGCAACCAGCGUCAUCGCAUCCCCCAUCGUGAUCAACUUUCCGGACCCGGAACCGGAACCCACCACCACUUCUUUGGCCGCUGAGGUGCACCAUCCCACCCCGCUCGCGGACGUUGUCGAGGACGCUGUGAAGAAGCCUCUGCCUCCCAACUUCAAGGGCCCGAGAGAUGCUGAGUUUGCCGGCAAGUGUGAUAUCGAGAACAAGGAAAACAACGUCCACUGCUUUCCUUAUGGAGAGAUCUUUUAA
Messenger RNA from Rasamsonia emersonii CBS 393.64, 288 nucleotides. RefSeq lists its product as uncharacterized. The coding region runs from base 1 to 288 and encodes 95 amino acids. Lineage: Eukaryota; Fungi; Ascomycota; Eurotiomycetes; Eurotiales; Trichocomaceae. The record is from RefSeq and is a predicted model, not a curated record. The transcript has a single exon.